This is a messenger RNA of Sceloporus undulatus (fence lizard), 3065 nucleotides long. Its product is annotated as serpin B3-like. The coding region runs from base 140 to 1330 and encodes 396 amino acids. Gene Ontology annotation, molecular function: serine-type endopeptidase inhibitor activity. The transcript has 8 exons. Gene Ontology annotation, biological process: negative regulation of endopeptidase activity. The record is from RefSeq and is a predicted model, not a curated record. NCBI's taxonomy places the organism in Eukaryota, Metazoa, Chordata, Lepidosauria, Squamata, Phrynosomatidae.
UGUGUUUGUAACAAGCUAAACUUUAUGCAAAUUUAUAUCUUUAAAUAUCGAUGCUCAGAAGAAAUACACCAUAUCGGCUACAUCCUUCUAGUAGAGUUAGAAUCUCUCCCAUAGAAUAAAAGGUAUAAUUAGCUACACCAUGGAAACCCUCAUUGAUGCAAACACUGAAUUUGGUAUGGAUCUUUUAAAAACACUGAUGAAAGACAAUCCUGACGGAAACAUCUUCUAUUCUACAUUGAGUAUCGCUGCAGCUCUGAGCAUGGUCCUUCUUGGUGCUAGACAUAAUACUGCUCAGCAGAUGGAAAAGGUCCUUCACUUCACUGAGAUCACUGGAUCUAAAUGCUCUAAGGACUCUCCUGUUUCUGGGACGAAGUGUGACAAACCUGGAGGACCGCAUGAACAGUUUAAGACAUUGUUAUCUGCCAUCAACCAACAUAGCAAAGAUUAUGCUUUGAGUAUGGCCAACAGGCUGUAUGGAUCAAACACUUACAACUUCCUACAGCAAUACCUAGAUUGUACAAAGGAGCUGUAUCAUGCUGAGCUGGAAAGAGUUGACUUUAGGAAUUCAACAGAAGAAGUUAGAAAGAAGAUUAAUUCUUGGGUUGAAAGCCAAACAAAUGGCAAAAUCAAGGACCUCUUUGCUAGUGGAAGUAUUGACCCAAGAGCUGUCUUGAUCUUAGUGAAUGCCAUAUAUUUCAAAGGAAAGUGGAAGGUGGAAUUUAAUAAAAAGGACACACAUGAAGAACCUUUUUGGACUAGCAAGAACAAGAGCAAACAAGUACAAAUGAUGUUCCUGAAGGAUAAAUUUAAUCUGGCUAAAAUAAAUAAUCCAUCUAUGGAAAUCCUUGAGCUUCCUUAUCAUCGGGAUGAACUAAGUAUGUUUAUUCUUCUGCCAACUAAUAAAGAAGCUCAAGACCAGCUUGAAAGAGAACUCACAUCUAUAAAGCUGAAAGAAUGGACCAGUUCAGCAAACAUGAAAAAGGAAAAAAUGAAUGUUUUUAUACCAAAGUUCAAACUGGAAGAAAAAUAUUUACUCAAAUCAGUCUUACAAACCAUGGGGAUGACUGAUGUGUUUGUGGAGGGCAAAGCUGACUUAUCAGGCAUGUCAAGAAACCAUGAACGUAAUCUGAUUGUGUCCAAAGUCAUUCAUAAAGCUUAUAUUGACAUCAAUGAAGAAGGUACAGAGGCAGCUGCCUCUACUGGUGUAGAAGUGGUUCCAGUGAGUGUGGAAUUGCUUCCAGAAUUUAGAGCUAACCACCCCUUCAUUUUCUUCAUAAAACAUAAUGAAACUGGGAGCAUCCUGUUCAGUGGUAGAUAUUCCUCACCAUAACUGAUAACCGAUGCUGAAAUCACAGCAAACUUCUUCAUUUGUUAACUGUGCUGAAAGAUAUAAACAUACGUCAAUUUCUAGCAUAGGCAGACUUUACUCUCUUUAAAAAAAUCACAUAAUCUUAAACUUAAUCUCUCCUGUACAUACAUAGGCAUAUGUACUUUUAAACUAUUCAUUACUUACAUGUCUGUGUUCCUCUUUUUCCCAUUUAAAAGAGAAAUAGUGUGUAUAAUACUGCAAGUACACUUAGCUCUGUUACAUUAACCCCACCUGGCACCUGUAUUCAGCCAAGCUGCUGGUUCUGCCAUGCUACAAGGGCUGAUUCUCAUGAUGGUUGCAGCUGCAGUGACUGCAAAAUUUGCUGGGAAUUAUUUCCAAGUCAUACAAGCUUAGCAGGGCUAACAAAAUGUAAAAUACCAGAGCUUAUCGCACCGCUAAAAAUUGUGGCUUACCUCUCCAGAGUUGAAUUCUAAUUCAGAAGGCAGCUGGGUUCUAUCACACAUAAUUCACCACCGAAUCUGAAGGAUGAAUACAGCCCAGAUCCAGCCCGAGUCCAAAGAGUGCUCAGCAAGUUGCUUUUCAAGGACCCAGGUUGCAUCAAGGCUGUAUUCAGCCAAUGGAUUCAUCGGCAAAUUAUGUGCAAUAGAACCUGGUUCCCUUCCAAAAUAGAAUUCAACUUGGGAGAGGUGAGCUAAGUUUUUUUUUAGCAGUGUGAUAAACUCCAUCUUGUGAGAGAUUUUUGGUCUCACAAGAUCUUAAAAGUCAUAAAUUGACCUGAGCACUGGCCUUGGUCUCUUUUCAUGGCUGAACAUGGUAUACCAUACCACCAUCCUCAGAAGCUUGUGCAUUCUUAGGCAUUGGCUGGUCACCUAACAUUGCCAGGAAGGAAUUUUGUCAUCUCAUGCUUUUCACCUUCCCUAGGGAUUACCCAUGGGGACAGGCUUCUUGAAGUUACUGGUUAGACUAUUACUGUUUUUCAUGACGGUUUGGAACUUGGAUAUACUUCUUUUGUCAUAAUUGGUAGUGUGUAUUAAAGUGUGUGAGAGAAGACCAAAUUGGGGGUAAUAAAGUCUUGCAGUGGGGAAGGGGUGGUUUCUGGAGAACUCUUACCAGUUUUAGGGAACUGAAGGAUGUCUCCUUUGUGGGUGGCCUUCUACCCAUUCACACAAAUUGGUGGCAGGUGUCUCUUAAUUGAGCCUGAGACAUGCUGUUCCAUUAGACAUUUGAAUAAUACGUGGAAAGAUGUAUUGGCAUCCUGCACUGUUCUCCUCUAGCUUUGCUUUUUGUUCCAUGCCUUCAAGUCAUGCCUAUUUACAGCAACCCUAAAUUCUAUCACCGAGUUUUCUAGGUGUGAUUUGUUCAGACUGGGUUUGCAUUCGCCUUCCUUUGAGUCUCAGAGAAUGUAACUUGCCCAAGUCACCAAGUGGGUUUCCAUGGCCACACAGGGAUUCAAACCCUUCUCCAGAGCUGUACUCCAAUGCUCAAACCAUUAUACCACCAGGGACGCAGCCAGAAUUUUGGGAAGGGGGGUCCAGACUAAGUGCCACCACCUUAGGUGCUCUCUCCCACUCACCUGCCCACCAACUCUUCCUUGUGGUGGCUGCCCAGGCGGAAAGAGGAGGAUCUGGACCCCACAGACCCCCCUUUCCCACUUGGCAACUUCCUGAAAGCACUCUGGUUCUCUACCUUAGAAUGUUUUAUUGUACUGUUAAUAAAUGCCACAUAUUUUACUCCA